Molecule: messenger RNA, 1657 nt
Organism: Oncorhynchus masou masou (cherry salmon)
Lineage: Eukaryota; Metazoa; Chordata; Actinopteri; Salmoniformes; Salmonidae
Gene: depdc4
Product: DEP domain containing 4
Exons: 9
Coding region: 5-1657 (550 amino acids)
Biological process (GO): intracellular signal transduction
Source: RefSeq, a predicted model, not a curated record
CACCAUGGCGGCUGAUUUAACUCCGAGGUUUAGAAGACUGAACAGUCAAACACGGAGCCUUCGUGAAAAUGUUCCACCAGGAUUCUCUGGGCCCUUCCACGCUACACAGCUGUGGCACAACAUCAUCCAGGCGCUGCAGACACAGGUGGAGGUGCGACGGCGGCGGCGCCACCUGUGUCUGCACCCUGACUGCUUCACAGGCUCGGACGCAGUAGACGCUGUGCUCAGCUACUUGAUGCAGAACGUCUUCUUCUGUGCCAGCGAGGUGUCACGUCUCAAGGCCGCCAGGCUCUGCCAGGCGCUCAUGGAGGCCAAGGUGUUUGAGGCGGUGGGGACCAAGCUGUUCCGCCGGGACAAGGAGGCCACUUUCGAGGACACGGGCUGCAGCCUCUACCGUUUCCAGGACUGCGGCUCGCUGCCUGGCUCAGCCAUUAAGGCUGGGAAAAAUGGGGACACCGAGAACAUGGCCCCCGAGGACUUAGUGAGGAAGAGGAAGAAAGGCUCUAGACUGAGUGAGCUGAGGACCAUCUCCAACCCCCUGGCGCUGGGCCCCUCAGACCGGAGGGUAGAGAGGCUGCUGAAGAUCAUCAACCUGCAGCCCUCCCUCCCUAAAACCAUUACCAAAGCCCCCACCACCAUCUUCCUUUCAAAGACAGUGGUGGAGGAGGUGUGGAAGCAGCAGACGUUGCUUCAGCUGCUGCAGACGGUGGAGCUACCCGUGCUGGACUGUAUCCUGGCGACUCCGACCCGAGGGGCCCAGCCCCACCCCCAGGCUGCCGCCCUGCAGCUGCUGCAGAGCCACCACCAGGACCUGGUCAUCUCCAACACCUGCCUGGACCGUGAGCUGCCCCAGACCCUCAACCUUCCCGAGCUGGACGCAUGGCUGGUGGCAGCCGCCGACUGCCUGGAGCUCUUCCCUGACCAGCUGAUCGUGUUGGCGGGGGAGCACCUCCUCCAGCAGGGCAGUACCACAGAGGGGGCAGAGAGGCUGGCCGGCCAGAAGAAACUGCUGUUUGACACCAUGGCCAAGCACUACGGAGACCAGGAGAAGUCCCCGCUGCUAACCGGACGCUACCUGGAUAUCCAUAUGGCCAUACUGGACCUGCUGGACUGUGGGAAGGUGGAUGAUGCUGUCAGGGCCUAUCAGCUGUGUCUGCAUCUGUUGGAGCCUGCUGGGAGAGAUGAGCUGAGGAGGCUCCUGGCCUUCAUGGCCACAGCAGCCCAUCCGGAUGCAUGCCGUCUGCACAAACAGACAGACAACAGGGCCCUGAUCAGCAGGACAUUUCUGAAGGCCAUCGUGCAGAAUAAAGAGCUAUCUCGUACCCAGAGUGAGAGGCUGCUGCUGUUUCUGAUGGACAACCACACUCAGCUCUUUAAGACCCCCGCAUCGCUGAUUGAUGCUGUGAGGAGAACACUGCAAAUCCUGCAGCAAGGAAGAGAUCCAAACAACAUUGCGAUGUUUACUUUCUGCCAGCAGGUGUCGCUGCAGCAGUAUGAGGAUCAGUGCGAGGUGGCCACCCUGGAGAGCCUGAAGCAGCUGAUCAGGGACAUCAGCCUGAGCAAGGCCCUGUCUGUCAAGGAGAGGAGGAGGCUGGUCAAGGAGUUCCAGAAGCACCAUCCCAUAGUCUUCCUCCAGCACUUCUCCUCCACUUUCUAG